Molecule: messenger RNA, 861 nt
Organism: Podospora anserina S mat+
Lineage: Eukaryota; Fungi; Ascomycota; Sordariomycetes; Sordariales; Podosporaceae
Exons: 1
Coding region: 1-861 (286 amino acids)
Source: RefSeq, a predicted model, not a curated record
AUGAAGCCCGGUCCCGCCCUCGACGUGCCCGGCCCUCACUCCCUCCCCAACCGCUUUGCCGUCCGCAACGCCGGCCGCGGCCUCAAAAUCACCGGCUCCAACUACAAAGCCCCCCUUCACUACCUCUCCAAACACUCCUCCACCCGCGACACCCUCCGCCUAUCUCUCCACACCACCUCCCACAAGAAAGACAACUCCCCCGCCCUCGUCUCCGUCCACAAGCAUCAACACCGCAAGUCAGGCUGGACAGCAACCACCCAAAUUGGCAACGUCAAAUGGACGAGCACCCCUGCCCAAGGCGCGGAAAACUACCAAAUCAUCCUCCACCGCACCAACGCCCACAACGAAACAAUCGACAUGCCCCAGACCAGUCAGGACAUCUACCAGUUCCGGAUGAGAAUUAAUACCCGAGACGAAGUAUUUGAAUGGAUUAAGGCAGAUGCCUUGACGCAAGAGAUAAGGACAAUCUGCAGGAGGGAAAACCCUAUUGUCAGUACUGGUAUGACCAGGGAGAAAUCCCCUCGGAUGGGGGCAGGGGGCGGGUAUUACCUCGUGAGGGUCACAGGACGGGGUGUCCAACCCAAGGGUAAAAAGGGGGAGGAAACACCACUCGGUUACGACAAGCAAGGCCGGGAAAUCGUCGCCUCCUGGGCGUACGCGAGGAAUUUCGGGUGGGGGAAGCCAGUGUUCUUCUUUCAAUGGUGGGGGAGCGGAGCAACGGGGGAGUUGGGACAGGACUUCACCCGGGUUGCGGCCGUGACGGGGGCGACGUUUUAUCAUGAGGAGGCGUUGAAGGCGGCGGAGAGGCAGAGGCAAAGGCAGAGGCCUAGGAAUAGACGUCACGGGGGUUUCCAUCACUAG